UUUACAUUUUAGUCGGUAGUGUGGUUACCUUACUAGACACAAUUACUAGCGCUAUUAAGGAAUUUGUGCGUGAUUUGUUGAAUCAAGUAUCCAAAUUAUCAUCAAUCUUACUAGCACCGUUACUUAGUACGCUUCAACCUAUAGUUGAAGGUUUGGUUAAAGCUAUUACAGAUAUUGUUAACCAGUUAUUGAGUGGUGUCAUGAAACUAACUGUGCCUAUAAUUCAGAAUUUAAUAGAUUUAGUUAGUGGAAUAGUUACCGCAAUAACACCAAUUCUUAAUAGUAUAGUAGACUUACUUAAAUUAGUAUUGUCGACAAUUGGUGCAUUAGUCAACAAUCUUUUGGAAACAGUCCAAAAAACUGUGGAUCUAAUUAUUGACUCUUUACAAAACGUUUUGAGUGGCUUGACAAGCACCACCUCAUCCGACAGUACAACAAGUGCAUCCACCACCACCGCUGCAGAUGCAACCACUGCAGGCACAAUGAUUGAAGAAUCAACAGUUCUCCCUUCAGCUAAACGUCACCACAUCGUUCACAAGAAAUUCCACCACGCUGCUCGCAGCCACCACCACCACCAAAACUAAAAGCAACAAUAAAAGGAGCGUCGACGUUCGCUUCACGACGAUCAGACGCCUUCACCGAAAAGAUGCCGCAACAACAACACAACAUUUUACCGAAAAUAACUAAAUGAAACGUGUCGUUUAUUAUAUUCUUGUAAAUUUGUUAUAUUGUUCGUUGCCGUUUAACCUUUUCGCGUUGAAUUGCGAAUUAGAAUGUAAGCGCAUCCCAAAAGGCAAAAAAAAUAAUAAAAUUUUAAUUUCAAAUUAA
Molecule: messenger RNA, 828 nt
Organism: Onthophagus taurus
Lineage: Eukaryota; Metazoa; Arthropoda; Insecta; Coleoptera; Scarabaeidae
Source: RefSeq, a predicted model, not a curated record